GCAUCAGCCAGUAAGACAACUACGUAGCAGGACUACCAACCAGCCAGUAGCGCGACUAUUGUGAUCUUCUCAACGCAGUUUUGCUGCCACCGAUCUGUUACCACACGUACCACGUCGCGACGGAUGUCCUCAUCAGACUUGGGGUCCCAGUAGGCGUAGCAUAGUGCUAUGGGGAUACCAAAGCGCAGCGUGUAGUCGAUCAUCAUCUUGGGCACCUUCAUCCUUUUGCCUUCUACUGGAUGCGAACUUAAGGCGAACUUAUGUAGUUGACAACCGCUCAUUUCAAUUACAGGCGUCAUGCGGACAUCUGUGGCGACGGCGAGGCAGCUUCACCGCGCUGUCCGACGUUCACUCCAGGCUUCUACUACUCGAUGCUUCAGCUCUACAGCUGCUCCACUGCCUGAGGGUCUUCGCGAGAUCUCCAGCGUCCCGCGCACGCCAUCCUGGUCGCUCAAGGAGCUUCAUCAGGAUGGAGAGCUCAACGCCGCGGAUACAGUGUUGACUGAAGAGAAGCUUCGCGAGUUGGCGGAGCUGUGCCAUUUGCACGUGAAGGACGAAAAGCUCCCUGGACUACUCAAGGACGUCGAGUCCAUCAUCCAAUGCACCAAGACCAUCCAGGCCAUGACGCUGAACGAGAAUAUUGACGAUGUAUACGCCAAAAGCGACUUCGACGCCGGUGUGGUGGCUCCUCUCAGAGACGACGUCGUUACUGAAGGCGACUGCGCGGAGAAGGUGUUGGCAAAUGCUGCCGAGAAGUCUGGCUACUACUUUAAGGUCCCCAAGGUACUGCAGGACUAAAAUUAUGCAAUGGACAGCAGCAGCAAUACAUUGCUAGGCAAAAUCUAUCGUAAGUGCACAUUAGAAGCGUUUUUUUUUCGCACUCUAUGCUCCAACACACAGUAUGCAGCUAAGUUUACCAAC
This is a messenger RNA of Phytophthora nicotianae INRA-310, 921 nucleotides long. RefSeq names its product aspartyl/glutamyl-tRNA(Asn/Gln) amidotransferase, C subunit. Gene Ontology annotation, molecular function: glutaminyl-tRNA synthase (glutamine-hydrolyzing) activity. Gene Ontology annotation, biological process: glutaminyl-tRNAGln biosynthesis via transamidation; regulation of translational fidelity. The transcript is spliced from 3 exons. Bases 298 to 798 code for a protein of 166 amino acids. NCBI's taxonomy places the organism in Eukaryota, Oomycota, Peronosporomycetes, Peronosporales, Peronosporaceae. The record is from RefSeq and is a predicted model, not a curated record.